UGUGUUGAAGGAAAGGGGCAUUGACACUUCACACAAAACAUUAAUGCUUAAAGCUUAUGUAGCUGCUAUGUAUGAACUGUCUUUUGCAUCUCAUUAGCCAUCGCCAGUUCACAAUUUAUAUUAUAAUCCAUACCUGCAUUUUAUUUUAUUUUAUUUGUUUAUAGUUAUUUUUUUUAUUUUUUUUUAAUAACAAAAAAAAAAAUGACUUCAAAAAUGAGAUGUUGCUCCUGGGAUGUAAGCCUGAAGGUUCUCUUAUUAUCUUUGCUGCUACCGAUGUGCACCUGUAAGACAAUGCGUUACAGGACUUAUGAAGAAGAUGAACCUGGCACUGUUAUUGGGACUUUAGCAGAAGACAUGCACCUUAACAUACCUGGAGAGGGGAGAUUUCGUCUGAUGAAGCAGUUUAACAAUUCUCUCAUCCAUGUUCGGGAGAGCGAUGGGCAGCUGAGCAUCGGGGAGAGGAUAGAUCGGGAGCAGAUUUGCAAACAGACUCUUAACUGUAUACUGGCUUUGGAUGUGGUCAGUUUCUCCAAGGAGCAAUUCAAACUCAUCCAUGUAGAGGUGGAGGUGAGGGACAUUAACGAUAACAGCCCCCAGUUCCCCAGCGAUGAGAUACCUGUGGAGGUGUCUGAAAGUGCUGCUGUAGGUACCAGGAUCCCCCUGGACAUAGCUAUUGAUGAGGACGUUGGGUCAAACUCCAUCCAGAGCUUCCAGAUCUCAGUUAAUAGUCACUUUAGCCUUGAUGUCCAGACCAGGGCUGAUGGGGUGAAAUACGCAGACCUGGUGCUGAUGAAAGAGCUGGACCGGGAAAGCCAGUCCUCCUACACCCUGGAGCUGGUGGCCAUGGAUGGAGGAAGCCCAUCUCGCUCAGGCAGCGCUGUGGUCAGUGUCCGGGUGAUGGACUUCAAUGAUAACAGUCCAACGUUCGAGAGGAGCUCGGUCACUGUGGAGCUCAUGGAGGACUCUCCCCUAGGGUACCUCCUGCUGGACCUCAAUGCUGUUGAUCCAGAUGAAGGUGUGAAUGGAGAGAUUGUCUAUGGAUUUAGUCCCCAGGUGUCUCAGGAGGUUCGACAACUCUUCAAGAUCGACCCCAAAUCCGGUCGCUUAACUCUUGAAGGUCAGGUUGACUUUGAGACCAAACAAACCUACGAGUUUGAUGUCCAGGCUCAGGAUAUCAGCCCGAACCCUUUAACAGCCACCUGCAAAGUCGUCGUCCAUAUUAUAGAUGUGAAUGACAAUGCCCCAGCUAUCAGCAUCACCCCCCUGACCUCCAUCAGCUCGGGAGUCGCCUAUAUCACCGAGGCAGCGGCUAAGGACAGCUUUGUAGCUCUGAUCAGCACCACGGACAGAGACUCCGGUCCGAAUGGACAGGUCCAUUGCACUCUGUACGGCCACGAUCAUUUCAAGCUCCAGCAAGCCUAUGAGGACAGCUUCAUGAUAGUCACUACCUCACCAUUAGAUCGGGAAAAGAUUGCCGAGUACAACCUGACUGUGGUGGCUGAAGACCUGGGUUCUCCUCCUUUUAAAACCAUUAAGCAGUACACCAUCCGGGUGAGUGAUGAGAAUGACAAUGCCCCUGUGUUUGCCAAACCUGUCUAUGAAGUAUCUGUUUUAGAAAAUAAUGCUCCUGGUGCCUAUAUCACUACAGUGGUCGCCAGAGACCCCGAUCUUGGUCACAAUGGAAAAGUCAUUUAUAGACUGGUGGACACAGAGAUCAUGGGGGCUCCUAUUUCCACUUACGUGUCUCUGGACCCUGCCACGGGGUCCAUCUAUGCCCUGAGGACAUUUAAUUAUGAGAUCCUCAAACAACUGGACUUAAGGAUCCAGGCAAGUGAUGGUGGGUCUCCACAGCUCACCAGCAGUGCCAACAUCAAGGUGAAGAUCGUUGACCAAAACGACAACGCACCUGCUAUUGUCCACCCAGUGUUGUCCAAUGGAUCUGCAGAAGUUGGGAUACCUGCUAGAGCUCCACAUGGCUACCUGGUCACGCAGAUUAAAGCCAAGGACGCCGAUGAAGGGGUUAACUCUGAACUUAUGUUUAGCCUUUCAGAGGAAGGGGCGCCUAUCUUCACCUUGAACAAAGUAACCGGGGAGAUCUUCCUUACUGCUGACCUCAGCGGGGAACUGGGUCAGGUCUUUAGAACCUUGGUAACGGUCACCGACAGUGGCCGGCCAUCCCUUUCCACCACAGCCACGAUCAGAUUCCUAGUCACAGGGGCGACCCCUCCAGUGAACCACGAGGUCAUGCAGCCGAGUCCUUGGGAGGAGAAUGUUUCCCACUGGGAUAUCCCUUUAAUCGUUAUCAUUGUCCUGGCUGGGAGUUGUACCUUGCUCCUAGCGGCCAUCGUCACCAUUGCAACCACAUGCAACAAACGCAGGAAAGAAAUGAAGGCUGAUGCCAAGAACCCCAGAGACAUCUCAGAGCUGGAGAAAGGCGAGCAGGAUGAUGAAGAACUGAUAGACAACCAGAAUGGAAACCUAUUUGAUGCCAGACCAUUUCCCAACGCCACCCAGCCCUUCACUGGGAAUGAGACAGCAGUCACCCCAGAGGUGGUGGCCAGCACUGAAGAAAGCUUUGGGGCUUGUCUGUAUGACUCUCAGAAGAGGCUGAGGACAACUAAUAACGAGGGCUAUGCCCAGGCUCCUGGGUACGGGAAGGAAGCAGGAACCACGGUGACAGUCUGGAAAGGACAUUCAUUCAACACCAUCUCCAUCCGGGAAGCGGAGAAAUUCAGUGGGAAAGACAGUGGCAAGGGAGACAGUGACUUCAAUGACAGCGAUUCAGAUAUCAGCGGGGACGCACUCAAGAAAGAUCUCAUUAACCACAUGCAGACUGGAUUAUGGGCUUGUACGACUGAGUGCAAGAUUCUAGGUCAUUCGGAUCGUUGCUGGAGUCCAUCCUGUGGUAGACCCCCAAACGUCCAUCCCCCCACUAUGCAUACAGGGCAUGGGCAACUCUCAGUUUCCAGUUUUUGUAAAAGCACAUCUCUUCCCCGUGACCCUCUCCACAGAGAUAAUUAUUAUCAAUCUUCUCCAGCGCAAGCACAUCUCGCAAAAACUGGUGCCUUGCCGAGUGUCUAUGAAAAAGUAGUGCCGAAAGACUAUGAAAGUCGGACAAUAAAUCUAAUAUCUCCCCCACGGUCUGGAAGACUUCCUGACCUCCAAGAAAUCACAAUGCCCCUUUAUAAAUCUCCUGGCUCAAAAAGAUACGCUGCCCCAAGUGACAGUGCAUGUGAGCAAGAUGAACUUUGAGCCAGUACAAAUGAACUUUACAAGUGAUAUUGAGGCCCACCUAGACUUUUUUUUAUUGGGCUGUAUAUCAAAAUUAUUUAUAAGUUAUUGAUCACGCAUCAGGAUUCUAAAUCAAGGUACACAAGAAGGUCUAAAUAUGUCACAUUUGAAAUAACCACAGUCAAAUUUAAGAAAGUCUUCCAGGCCCAAACAGUUCAAGCAACGUUAAUUGGUCGUCAACAGGACAUCCUCUGCCAUUUUCCUCUCCUCUGAUUUGCACUCAGGAGAAUAAUCAAGGGUGUUUGGUGAAGUUGACCUUGCACAGAUGCAAAACUGGAACAAAAACUGUGCUGCUUAACAAAAAUGAAACAAACAUAUAUUUAUUUGUAUUUUAUUAUCUGGGAUAUUAUUUUGGCAAAUCUGGUAUAGACCACUUUUUCCCAUUUUCAGACGAACACCUUGAUACAUAUCAACUUUUAUAAAACCCCAAUUUACCAACUGAACUAACAAAGAGGGUCAAGACAUAAGUUAGGGAGAUCUAAAAAUAGGUUGAUUAAUCAUUAAACCCAAAUGUAAAGAAUUCAAUGAAUUUUUAGUCCAACGAUGAAUAUUAAUCUAUUUAUAACUGUGUAUGCAUAUGAUAUAUAUGACACACCUAUUUAUAUACAUAACAGAAAUGCACCUACACACACAGCAAAAUAUACAGAUUUUAUUGUAUACAAACACGGACAUUGACAAUGGGAGGAAUCUAUCCGUGGUUUACUCUGGCAUUGUACCAAACUGUAGUUAAACAUUUUUAAAUGUGUAUUAUUUUCUAAAAAAAAAUAACAACGUGCAAACCAGGAGUAAUGUCUGCUUUGUGGCAAAGUGUCGAUAAAUCCCCCCCAAUGUGCCUUAAAUGAAAUUAAAUGGUAGGAUUACAUUCCUGUCAGGUCAAAACCAUUUGAUAUUUGCAAACAGAUAUUGUUUGUUGUUUAUGUAAUUUUUAUGAAAUGUGGAGUAUUUAAUUUUUUUACCGUGUUUUUGCUCUUCUCACACAUGGCUUGCCAUUUGGUAGUGUUUACCAUAAAUAACGUGUAAUUGUAAUAUGUUUGUAAAUAGUGGAAAAUUUGUUCUAUUUUUAUAUUAAAAAAAAAAAAUUAAAUCAAUAUUAUUGCCAUUGCCAAAGGAACUAUGUGUAUUAAUGCAAUUGUAUAACUUAAGUCACUGAAAAUGUAUAUUGUAAAAUGUACAUUUUAAAUAUCAUCUUAAAGUUUUGACUUGCAAAGUGUGACUUGUGUUUUACGCACUUGUGGUCCAUAUAAAGUGUUAUUUCAUUGAAUUUUAGUUCUGCAAAUUAUGUCAUGAUCCCCACUAAUAAAGUUCUUGUGACUUCUAUGAAGGAACUCACUGCAUAUUCUUUUCUGAAAAAUAAACCAUAAAAAUAAAUGGUAAAACUAC
Molecule: messenger RNA, 4671 nt
Organism: Pelobates fuscus (common spadefoot toad)
Lineage: Eukaryota; Metazoa; Chordata; Amphibia; Anura; Pelobatidae
Product: protocadherin-8-like
Exons: 3
Coding region: 202-3252 (1016 amino acids)
Biological process (GO): homophilic cell-cell adhesion
Cellular component (GO): plasma membrane
Molecular function (GO): calcium ion binding
Source: RefSeq, a predicted model, not a curated record